GCCACCCCCAGGCCUUGCCGCCCGCCAUUCCCUGCAACCUCCACUCUGCCACCCGCCAGGCCACUAGCGCACGGGCCCACCCUCUCCAGCACUCCCGCGCGCUCUCGCCGCGCCCCCGCCGUCCUCACCCUCACUAACCAUCGCCCGCUGCGCGCGCCCGUCGCGUCUCACUCAAGCAAGCACGGGGCGGGCCCGAGUCGGUGAGCAGCGCGCAGGCGCACAUCGGGCCCCGCGCUUUUCGGAGACCGCACUGGUCGGCUGGUAGGCGGGGAAGCGCGACCGUCCAGCAUGCAAGCCUCCAGCUCCAGGUCUGUGCACCUGAGCGAAUGGCAGAAGAAUUACUUUGCCAUUACAUCUGGCACAUGUGCAUCAGGACAGAAGGCAGACGCCUACCGAGCACAGAUAUUACGCAUUCAGUAUGCGUGGGCAAACGCGGAGAUCUCCCAGCACUGCGCCGCCAUGCUGUUCAGAAAAUAUGCAGAGAAAUACUCAGCGGUUAUUGAUUCUGACAGUGUCGAGACUGGGUUGAAUAACUAUGUGGAAAGCAUUUUAACUUUAGCAAGAUCGCAGCAAAUGGACAGUGACAAGUGGCAGUCUGGAUUGUCAAUAAAUAACGUUUUCAAAAUGAGUAACAUACAGGGGAUGAUGCGAGCCGGCAACAAAGCCAGGGAGUCUCUGUUGGCGCCCGCCGAUGCGUCGGGAUUCAUCCGCAAAGAGACUGUCAUCUUCGAUCCUCCUAAAUCAAGUGGUGGUGGUGGUGGUGGUGGUUCUGGGGACAGUGGCCCAGUAACUAAUGCAGUUCAUAGUAAGAAUAGGACCCGAGACAUCCCAGAGGGUAGUCCUUUGAUAUGUCCUCAGAAUGCGCGGCCACCUGCACUGACUAACACCAGUCAGACAUGUCCUGCGUCCCUAACACCUUUUGGUGAAUUUGCCACCACAAAAUUGCAUGCCACACCAAUGUUUGGAACUGUCAAAGAGGAAAAUAACAGCUCUCCCAAAGCCAGCAUAGGACUGAAUGAGUUCUCAGCUCAUCAGUCUUAUUUGCUUUCUGGUUGUGACAAUCCAUGGCCAAGGAGAGCUUUUUAUGGUUCUGGGUUCAUCGACGCACUUUCCACGCCAGUGGCCAAUAAGGCUUUUUCUAAAACAGAAGACGGUGCCCAAAGAGAAGAGGGCGGCCUGCCUGCUUUUAAAACUGCAAGAGAGCAACUAUGGGUGGAUCAGCAAAGAAAGAACCAGCAGCCCCAGUGUGUUUCGGGGUCAGCGUAUGGUGGUGUAAAGAAGUCUCUGGGAGCCGGUCGGUCCCGGGGAAUAUUUGGUAAGUUCGUUCCUCCUGUACCGAAGCAGGACGGGGGAGUGCAGUACAAGCCUUCCAGCGCGGGACCGGCAGAGCCAGCACGUCCCGUAGACGAGCGUCUGAAGAACCUGGAGCCUAAGAUGAUCGAACUUAUUAUGAAUGAGGUCAUGGAUCAUGGGCCCCCGGUAAAUUGGGACGACAUCGCAGGAAUAGAAUUUGCCAAAGCCACGAUAAAGGAGAUUGUCGUGUGGCCCAUGGUGAGGCCGGACAUCUUUACUGGUUUACGAGGACCCCCGAAAGGAAUUCUGCUCUUCGGGCCCCCUGGGACUGGGAAAACUCUGAUUGGCAAGUGCAUUGCCAGCCAGUCUGGGGCAACGUUCUUCAGCAUCUCUGCUUCCUCCUUGACUUCCAAAUGGGUAGGCGAGGGGGAGAAAAUGGUCCGCGCGUUGUUUGCUGUCGCAAGGUGUCAGCAGCCGGCUGUGAUAUUUAUUGAUGAAAUUGAUUCCCUUCUGUCUCAGCGAGGAGAUGGUGAGCAUGAGUCUUCUAGACGGAUCAAAACCGAAUUUCUGGUUCAGCUAGAUGGAGCAACCACCUCUUCUGAGGACCGUAUUCUGGUGGUGGGGGCAACCAAUCGGCCCCAGGAAAUCGAUGAGGCCGCCCGGAGAAGGUUGGUGAAAAGGCUUUAUAUCCCUCUCCCAGAAGCUUCAGCUAGGAGACAGAUCGUGACGAACCUCAUGUCCAAGGAGCAGUGUUGCCUCAGUGAGGAGGAGGUCGGCCUGGUUGUGCAGCGGUCUGAUGGGUUCUCAGGGGCCGACAUGACCCAGCUGUGCAGAGAAGCGUCUCUUGGGCCCAUUCGAAGUUUACAGACUGCUGACAUCGCUACCGUGACCCCAGAUCAAGUUCGACCAAUAGCUUAUGUUGAUUUUGAAAAUGCUUUCAGAACCGUGCGGCCCAGCGUGUCUCCUAAAGAUUUAGAGCUUUAUGAAAACUGGAACAGAACCUUUGGCUGUGGGAGGUGAACGGGACACUUGAAGUUUAAAGAUGGUGUUUUGGUAACAUGCCUUUCCCACUUUGUAGCUUAGGAAACUGGGAUUGACUUUGUUACUAGAAGCUUGGAUUUCCUCCAGGCACUACCUGAUGUGUGAGCCUGUUUGUACAAAAUAUGAAUGAACGUGUAUUUUUUGUCCAAAGCAGGUCUUUUCAGGGUGGACAGUAUGAUGAAUAGUGGGCUCAAACUGAAACUAAAGAUUCAAUGUGAGCGAGGUGGCCUCUGAUGGGUACGCAUCUCCCGUUGAAGAAGGGUUCUUCUGACCACGUGACUCCGUGUUGGCCGGUGUGGUGGUUUUCAUUUGAAGCAGCUUCACUUCGUGGUGUUCCAUGGAUUUAUGGUCUCACCAAACAGCCAAAUGAAAGUGCCAGUUUUUUGUUCUUUGUAGCCUCUUACAGUUUUCUCCUAUUUCCAGGAUUGACUAAUGGAGACGUGUUCACAGGUAGCCAGGUGUAAUCCAGUAUUGGAGAUAUCUCCGCAGACUUGAAGGAUGAAGAAUGUUGUAUUUUUCUAGGGGGUAGAUGGUAGAGGAUGUUUAAUAUUUUAUUUGGCACUAGUUCACAACCCGUAGUGUGGGUCUCUCAAAAGUAUAUGUCCAGAUUUUUAUAUUGGACCAUUUUGUUUUGUAAGUAAUAGAUGUUCAUCGUAGAAACAUGAGGGCAGAGAAAUGAAGAAGAAGAGACGGAUGAUUGCUGUGAUCUCACCCCCCCACUUUGGGGAGCACGGUGUCCGCUCUUGCACACGUCAUCUACCGGGUGGGACUGUAUGGUCUGUUGAGUAGCCUGCUUUCUUCUCUGUCACCGUCACUUCUUGUGUGAAUAUGCUCCGUACAACAUCCUCCCUCAGGAUCCCAUCGUCUGGAUGGACUGUCAUUUACCCAGUCCUCUGCUCCGCUGGCCUCAGGGCAGGGCACAAGCUGGUUUCCCUUUUGUUCAUUGUACAGAAAAACAUGUUGAACACCUUAGUGAUCGUUUUAAAAAAAUAAAUACACCUCUCGAGUAAAA
Molecule: messenger RNA, 3346 nt
Organism: Suricata suricatta (meerkat)
Lineage: Eukaryota; Metazoa; Chordata; Mammalia; Carnivora; Herpestidae
Product: fidgetin-like protein 1
Exons: 2
Coding region: 289-2313 (674 amino acids)
Molecular function (GO): ATP hydrolysis activity; ATP binding; microtubule severing ATPase activity
Source: RefSeq, a predicted model, not a curated record